This is a messenger RNA of Octodon degus (degu), 1902 nucleotides long. RefSeq names its product FtsJ RNA methyltransferase homolog 1 (gene Ftsj1). Gene Ontology annotation, cellular component: cytoplasm. NCBI's taxonomy places the organism in Eukaryota, Metazoa, Chordata, Mammalia, Rodentia, Octodontidae. The transcript has 14 exons. Gene Ontology annotation, biological process: cytoplasmic translation; tRNA methylation. The record is from RefSeq and is a predicted model, not a curated record. The coding region runs from base 561 to 1550 and encodes 329 amino acids. Gene Ontology annotation, molecular function: tRNA methyltransferase activity.
CGCACAGUAUCGCCGCACUUUUUCUGCCGUUCACGCCCCCGCCAGUAAUUUCACUUCGCACCAGGAGUAAAAUGAGUGGGCUAGGUCAUGCCGUUGCAUCUUGGGAAAUGUAGUUCAUAGAUUCAGAAACACUCCUCCCCCACCACCCUCAAACACCGGUUCCAAAAAAGGGGGGCGGGGGGAAGUAAGUCGAUCUUGGUCUCCAAACAGAGACACAAAGAAUCCGUCCUCCAGCGUCGCGACGUUCGGCCACGUAGUACGUGGAUUCAGCCGCCUAGUCGUGUUCGUUGCAUGCUGGGAGCGGCCGUUCGUGUGACCCGGAAACGUCGGCACCACCUGACUGGAUCCAUGCGGUAGGCAUGUGUUUCAGGCCUCCGAGUCAGCUACGAACACAAACCAAAGCCCUGCCAGUUCUCGUCGUUUGGCGCACUUGCCGAGGCUCGGGCUGCUUUCGGACUGGCCUGCUGCCCGCCUGUCCCGCCAGUUGAGGUAAUUGGUGGCCCAUUCACCUUGUUACUUAUCUAGCUGGCAUCUGUCAGCAAGUGGGCAAGCAGUGUGAGAUGGGACGGACGUCAAAGGACAAGCGGGAUGUCUACUACCGGUUGGCCAAGGAGAAUGGCUGGCGGGCCCGCAGUGCCUUCAAACUGCUACAACUCGAUGAGGAGUUCCACCUCUUCCAAGGUGUGACUCGGGCAGUCGACCUGUGUGCAGCCCCGGGCAGCUGGAGCCAGGUGCUGAGUCAGAAGAUCGGGGGUCAGGGGCCUGGCCGUGUGGUAGCUGUGGAUUUGCAAGCUAUGGCUCCCCUACCAGGUGUGAUACAGAUCCAGGGAGACAUCACCCAGCUUUCUACUGCCAAGGAAAUCAUCCAGCACUUUGAGGGCUGCCAUGCAGAUCUAGUGGUGUGUGACGGGGCUCCUGAUGUCACGGGCCUCCAUGAUGUUGAUGAAUACAUGCAGGCCCAGCUCCUGCUAGCUGCUCUGAACAUUGCUACCCAUGUCUUGAAGCCAGGGGGCUGCUUUGUGGCCAAGAUAUUCCGAGGCCGGGAUGUGACGCUGCUCUAUAGCCAGUUACGAGUAUUCUUCUCCAGCGUGCUUUGCGCUAAGCCCAGGAGCAGCCGAAAUUCCAGCAUUGAGGCCUUCGCUGUCUGUCGGGGUUAUGACCCUCCUGAGGGCUUCGUUGCUGACCUGACCAAGCCUCUGCUGGAUCACUCGUACGACUCAGAUUUCAACCAGCUGGAUGGUCCCACCCGCAUUAUUGUGCCUUUUGUGACCUGUGGGGACCUGAGCGCCUAUGAUUCAGACCGCAGUUACCCACUGAAUUUACAGGAUGGCUCCGAGUACAAGUAUACUCCACCCACACAGCCCCCCAUCUCACCUCCAUACCAGGAGGCCUGCACACUGAAGAAGAAGGGGCAGCUGGCCAAGGAGACCCACCCCCAGGACUGCCCCAUCAGCAGAGUGGAUGCAUUGUCUCAACCCCUGGCUGCCAUACAAUGCCACACCGUGCUGGGCCCUGAGAUAAAGGACAACAAAAUGAACUGUACACCUUAACACGUUAAGUUUACUGGAAAGCUAACAACUGAGAAACUGCUGCCUAUCAGGAAAAGCAGAAUUUGAGUUGAACUUGUCCUCAGAUAUCAUCAACAAAUCUUGAAGACAAACCAGGAAUGGGACUCUGCAACAGCCAUUUGAGACACAGUGCCCAACACCUACAACUUAAAGGAGGUUCACUUUGGCUCACAUCCUUUAGUGCAUAGUUGACUGGCAAGGAAGAAAGGCAUGGGAAUAGCAUGGGUGAUUACAUUUUAAACAGUUCCAGCAUUAUUGAAAGUUCAAGUCCAAAGCUGCCUCUGAGACUCAGAGCAAAUGCUUAGGUGUGAGCCUGUAAAAAUAAAAAGAAAGU